ACGAAACACAAUUGAUUUGAUCGCAUCCAAAGGUGUUUCUGAUUGCAUUCAUCGUGAGAUUUAAUGCGUUUCAUAUUUUGGAUGAAGGCAAACAUUUUUUCCCGACAUAUUCACAUUGACCUCACGGCAUUUAUCAGCACAGUUUUAAUCCUUAUCAUCCCAUUCGAAUCUCCCACCACCAUCGCAAUCAGCCAUGCAUCCUUGGUUCAAUGAUCAAAAUCAAUUCACUAUAUGAACAUCAACGGCCCCCAUCGCCACUCAUUGCAUUUUAACGUGUCUUGUGUUCGUCCUCUAAACAUUUUUAUAACGAAACAUGUCUGAACAAAACAAUCAACAAGCCUGCGUGCGUAUGGAGUCCGUCGACAGGAUUACCAAACUUCCGCUCGUGGAAGGCACCUGGCAGACCGGAAAGAGCAUCUACGACAAGGUGAAGGACUACAACAGCAUCACCAACUGGACGAUGUCCACUGCCGAGAGUACCGUCAGCAAGGCCGUCGAAGUCGGCAUGCCGUACGCUACUCCGGUCGUUCAGAAAAUGGAGGGACCCAUCAAGAAGGUCGAUGGUAUGCUGUGCAGCGGCUUGGAUUUCGUCGAAGCCAAUGUUCCAGCUGUGAAGAUUCCACCUGGAGAGCUCCUUUUGCAGCUGUACACUUCAACCAAGGAGUACGUGGCCAGCAAUCCGACUGUCCAAACUGCUUGCGCUGUAGUGCAGCCCAAAUUCCAGACUGCUAAGAACCAGAUGGAACAAGUAGUCGAGACUGCCAAGACGACUGUGCAGGGAGCCAAGAGCAUGGUCGAACCUGCAAUGAGCACCGCCAAAGUUAUGGUAGAGCCGUACGUUCAGUCUUCUCUGGAGAAGGCUGCCGCCCUCAGGGAUUACGGAACGCAGAAGAUCGAAGAGUACAUGCAUGCUGGUGCCAAGCAAGAGCAGAAACCCGAGGCGGAAGAAGAGAAGAAAGAGGAGGGUGGAAGCAGUGCUCCGGAAUGUAGCGAUUGCCAAUAAAGAAAUUAGUUUUCUUAUUACCUACUACUUACUAAUGUUAUAAUUUAUUGUGCUAUUUUUUAAAAAACUUAGU
Molecule: messenger RNA, 1076 nt
Organism: Nicrophorus vespilloides
Lineage: Eukaryota; Metazoa; Arthropoda; Insecta; Coleoptera; Silphidae
Product: lipid storage droplets surface-binding protein 1-like
Exons: 4
Coding region: 314-1003 (229 amino acids)
Biological process (GO): lipid storage; positive regulation of triglyceride storage
Cellular component (GO): cytosol; lipid droplet
Source: RefSeq, a predicted model, not a curated record